Molecule: messenger RNA, 2136 nt
Organism: Oxyura jamaicensis (ruddy duck)
Lineage: Eukaryota; Metazoa; Chordata; Aves; Anseriformes; Anatidae
Gene: BPNT1
Product: 3'(2'), 5'-bisphosphate nucleotidase 1
Exons: 9
Coding region: 207-1130 (307 amino acids)
Biological process (GO): phosphatidylinositol phosphate biosynthetic process
Molecular function (GO): 3'(2'),5'-bisphosphate nucleotidase activity
Source: RefSeq, a predicted model, not a curated record
GGGAGGGAUGCGAAGGGACGGCCCCUUGGGUCGCGUCACCCUGCCGCGAGGUCGCCGUCGUGUGUCGCGACAGGCAGGGGCCGGGCCGGCAAGGGCGUGCUGCGGAGCGGGGCCGGGCCUGCGGUGGGAAGGGGCGGGCCCGGGGCCGGUAAGGAGAGGGGAGCGCGGCCGGGAAGCACCGGGACGGGGCCGGAGCGGCAUUCAGUAUGGCAUCUCCAACUCUGCUUAUGCGUGUGGUUGCCUCUGCAUAUUCCGUUGCGGAAAAAGCUGCGACAAUUGUUAGAAAUGUAAUGGCUGCAGGAGACCUUGGGAUAGUGGAGAAGAGUGGAGCCAAUGACUUGCAGACCAAAGCUGACCGACUGGUACAAAAGAGCAUUUGUGCUUCACUGUCACGGAAGUUUCCCAACGUGACAAUCAUAGGAGAAGAAGAACUACCCCCUGAUGAGGUAGAUGAGGAAUUAAUUGAAGAUGGACACUGUGAAGAAAUAUUGAAGAAAACUUGUCCUGCUCAGUACACAGGAAUUAAAGAGGAAGAGCUUGUAAUAUGGGUUGAUCCUUUGGAUGGAACCAAAGAGUACACUGAAGGUCUCCUUGACCAUGUAACGGUUCUCAUUGGAAUUGCUUAUGGCGGCAAAGCAAUAGCAGGAGUUAUUAACCAGCCAUAUUACAACUAUGAGGCAGGAGCUAAUGCUGCAUUGGGCAGGACAAUUUGGGGAGUCCUGGGCCUAGGUGCCUUUGGAUUUCAGCUCACAGAAGCACCUGCUGGCAAACACAUCAUCGUUACCACCCGUUCUCACAGCAGUGCCCUGGUAAAUGACUGCAUCAGUGCUAUGAACCCAGACAGCGUCAUCAGAGUUGGAGGAGCAGGAAAUAAGAUCAUUCAGCUUAUAGAAGGCAAGGCAUCUGCUUAUGUAUAUGCUAGUCCUGGAUGCAAGAAGUGGGAUACAUGUGCACCUGAAGCUAUUUUACAUGCUGUGGGAGGCAAGAUAACUGAUAUCCAUGGAAACUCAUUUCAGUAUAACAAGGAAGUAAAACACAUGAAUUCAGCUGGGGUCCUUGCCACCUUGAGAAAUUAUGACUAUUAUGCCAGUCGUGUUCCUAACACCGUUAAACAAUCUCUUGUGCCUUAAAGCAGUAAAGCCUGGAAAGCCGAGAAAGUAAGACUGGAGAAAAAGAAAGAAGAUAACUGAGCUUGAAAUUGUUUUACAAAAUCUGAACCUAAUUAUUACUUUAAACAGUUCAUUACUUUCAAAAUUACCUGCAGACUGUCUACGUAAAUGUGGGAUCAGAUUGUUUUGCUGUGUUUAGCAGAUAACACAAUAAUGACAUUUCUUCAAUAGUUGUUUUCCCUGCUCUUUGGAACUGGAGUGUUCAUUCUUCAUAUGACAUGACUCUGGUUAACUACUGCUAAUUGUAACAGUGCAAUCCAAAAAUCACCUUCAAGUUCAGGGCACAAAAUCAUGUUAAGUCAUUUACCAAAUUUUGUUGAAUGUUUUCUGUUGUAUGUACUCAACAAGAGUUUAUUGUGUUAAAUGCAAACGGAGUAAGAAUUUCCUGUCUGCAUCAACCCAUUUAUUAUAAAGUUGAUUGUUUUGAUUCUCAGAAGUGAAAUGUGUUCUUUACAGGCAGGGGCAUAUGUGUUUCAGGAUGGAAUUAAGCUGGUAGGUUUUUGUUUGGCUUCCCUUAAAGUUGUUGAACAGGAUCUGUUUUCAAUACAGACAGCUCCUGAGGUAAUUUAUUUCCUGUAGGACUUCUGACAUAUGUAGCAGUAAUUAAUGUAAUCCUUUACAAUGAUGCUGUGGUCCUUUCUAUCUAGCCAAACUAGGGUAGUUUUAAGUCAGUUCUAGAGGGAUUCUAUAUGCUUCAUAGUUUCAAAACAAUUAAGCUAUUUAAAAGAUAUUUUUGCAUUCAUUGAACUCAACCAGCCAAUAGUAACCUUUUCAUCUGGCUGUUUUAUGAUCAUACAUGUUAUUUUGCUUACCGAAUAUUUUAAGAUUCUCUUGUGUUUAGUGCCCACUCUCACUUUAUGAAAGACUGUCUUUCAAUCAGUUCAAGGUAUGUAUCAACCAAGUUAAAGUUGUGUACAGAAUAGACACGAUUACAGCUAUGAGGUAUUAAAUGCACUGAUAUAUUUGA